Owenia fusiformis is the source of this 1709-nucleotide messenger RNA. The record is from the annotation of a GenBank genome assembly. NCBI's taxonomy places the organism in Eukaryota, Metazoa, Annelida, Polychaeta, Sabellida, Oweniidae.
UUAACUGUAGGAAAUACUACAUGCAUUCAUAAAAGCUCGUGAAGAAAAUGGUAUACAAAGAAAUAUGCAUCGAAUUUGGUUUUUGCCUCUUAUUUCUGAGAUACGUCUUGUAUUACCUUGUUAACGUAAAUUUACAUGACUAAUGUUACUUGUUAAAAUGUUAACAUGCAUAAUGCAAUAAACUACAAGAUUAUUCGAACAUCUUUAUAUACGUAGGUACAACUUAACACUAUAAACAGGAUGACUACUGCAUAAAACCAGGUGCUCAGUGUAAAAUAACACACUUCAGUUCAACUCUGAUGCAACAAUCAUUUCCACAAGACUGCAAGAAAACUAGAUGUCACAUGAAAUUUAUGGACGAUGGAUUUCUGUAAGAUAUGCCUGUGAAUAGAGGUGGACAAGUUCCUUCCUCGGAGGAAGUUGAUAUAGGCCUUUCAACGCUUCCAUCAACGGAAUUCUCUCUUACUCCUACACGAAGAAUGGAGCGGGGAUGCUGCAAAGAUGUUCAAUCUCCUACUAGAUUCACAUUGACAAUUUUAUUUGUGAUUUUGAUUCUUAUUAGUUUAGUAUGUGUCAUAGUUGUAUUUCUUGAAAUAGGUGGCGCUAUUAACAUGGGUCCACCGUGCGAAAGCUCCAAAGCAGAACAUUCGAUAUCAGACGUCAUCUUGGAAAACGAUGGGGUAUUUGGAAAGACAACUGAUGGAAAAUCAAUUGAGAGCUUUACAUUCAAGAACAAAAAUAAGAUGGAAGUUACUGUUUUAACAUACGGAGGAACGAUCUCCCGAAUCCUAGUCCCCGAUCGUGAAGGAAACUUAGAUGAUGUCACCCUCGGGUUUGAUACAUUAGCAGAUUACGAAGGAUCAAAUAAUCCUUAUUUUGGUUGCAUUGUUGGUCGCUAUGCCAACCGUAUAGGAGGUGGUACUUUCUCUAUAGAUGGAGUCACUUACAAUACUCCAAAGAAUGAUGGCGACAACAGCCUUCAUGGUGGGAUAGAGGGAUUCAAUAAGAAAGUAUGGGAUGCCAAAAUGGAUGACGAUACCUUGGUGCUUACGUACGUUAGUGUAGACGGCGAGGAAGGGUUUCCUGGUCAGCUGACAACCCAAGUGACGUAUAAACUGACCAAUCAGAAUGAAAUUGUCAUCACGUUUGAGGCGACUACAACUCAGGCGACACCUAUAUCAUUAACCAAUCAUGCCUAUUUUAAUCUGGCCAUUCGGGACAGCAACGUACCUACCAUAUAUGAUCACCAAGUCUCCAUCAAUGCUGCAAGGUACACUCCGGUAGACAGUGGUCUUAUGGGUCUUAUACCAACAGGUGAACUGGCAACUGUAUCAGGUACUCUAUUUGAUCUCAAAACAUCAACAAUGCUGUCGGAGAGAAUAAACGAUAUCCCUGGAGGUGGAUACGAUCACAACUUCUGCAUUAAUGGGCCUACCGGUAGAAAGGUCGCUGCAAGGGUUGAGCAUGCUGCAUCUGGAAGAGUACUCGAAGUAUUCACAAACCAACCAGGAAUGCAGUUCUAUACGGGAAAUUUUCUUGGUGGAUUUGCUGGCAAGUCUGGCGCUAAUUAUACCCGCCAUACAGGAUUUGCCAUGGAACCCCAGACAUACCCUGAUUCACCAAACAAAGCCAACUUUCCCGAUGCCAUUCUCCAUCCGGGCUCUACUUAUAACCACGAGAUGACAUACAAGUUUUCUGUCAAAGCAUGA